Messenger RNA from Carassius auratus (goldfish), 3645 nucleotides. RefSeq names its product endophilin-A2-like. Bases 176 to 1252 code for a protein of 358 amino acids. Gene Ontology annotation, cellular component: presynapse; glutamatergic synapse; cytoplasm. Gene Ontology annotation, molecular function: protein binding. Lineage: Eukaryota; Metazoa; Chordata; Actinopteri; Cypriniformes; Cyprinidae. The transcript is spliced from 10 exons. Gene Ontology annotation, biological process: synaptic vesicle uncoating. The record is from RefSeq and is a predicted model, not a curated record.
AUGAAAGCGUUCUAGUUGCGUCGCGUCGUAGUGUAGAUGCAGGAUCAAACUGACAGAUCAGGAAGAAGAGAUUGCCGGAGUUUUCACAGUUCUCUAGAAGUCUAGAGUUUCGUUUUUAAAUAUUGGGUUUUAAAUUAAAUCUUAAGUUGAUAAAGCGAAAGGAUCCGACGCAAAGAUGUCUGUUGCCGGACUAAAGAAACAGUUUUAUAAAGCGAGUCAGAUGAUGAGUGAGAAGGUGGGAGGCGCAGAAGGAACCAAACUGGAUGAGGACUUUAAAGACCUUGAGAGGAAGGCUGACGUCACCAGCAAAGCCAUAUCAGAUGUGCUCUGCAAAACUACUGAAUACCUGCAGCCUAACCCAGUGUCACGAUCGAGGCUGACCAUGUUGAACACCAUGUCUAAAAUGCGCGGGCAGAUGAAUAGCCCAGGUUACCCGCAGGCAGAAGGACUUCUUGGAGAGUGUAUGCUCAAAUACGGCCGAGAAAUGGGAGAGGACACCAACUUUGGUGGUGCUUUAGUGGAGAUGGGAGAUGCCAUGAAGAGACUGGCAGAAGUGAAAGACUCUCUAGACAUUGACGUCAAACAAAACUUCAUUGACCCUUUCCAAGCUAUAGUCGACAAGGACCUGAAAGACAUACAGCAUCAUCUGAAGAAACUGGAGGGCCGUCGACUGGAUUACGACUACAAGAAGAAGCGUCAGGGGAAGAUUCCAGAUGAGGAGCUCAGGCUAGCAGAAGUGAAGUUCGAAGAGUCCAAAGAUGUAGCUGAAACCAGCAUGCAGAACCUUCUGGACACUGACGUGGAGCAGGUGACUCAGCUCGCAGCUUUGGUCGAAUCUCAGCUGCAGUUUCACAGACAGUCUAUGGAAAUCCUGGAGGAGCUGGCACAGAGAAUGAGAGAAAGAGUAAACGAGGCCCAAUCUCAGCCGCGCCAGAAACGGAUGCCUGCGUCCAGACCCAGCUUUGAUUGUUUAGAUCAGGAAGACUCAAACGGAGGCUGGAAUCCAUCUGCAGCGGCCCCCUCCUUUAACAGGACAUCUUCACGGCAAAAACGCAAUUCGACAGAUCAGCCCUGCUGCAAGGCUCUGUAUGACUUUGAACCGGAGAACGACGGAGAGCUUGGCUUCUACGAGGGUGACAUUAUCAAGCUGACCAAUCAGAUAGACGAGAACUGGUUCGAGGGAACCGUGCAUGGCCAUACCGGAUUGUUCCCCUGUACCUACGUAGAGGUGAUGGUGCCACUGCGGCACUGAUCCCACACAAAACAGGAAGAGGAAGUGCAAUGGCAGGUACAGACAGGGAGAAAGGGAAAUUCUGUGACUUGUAUUUCACUUUGAGCACUUUGACCUCCUGAGAGAGAUGUUGGAUAAUAAACAGUAAGUGUCGGGGGCUAUUAUUUGUUACUUAGGUCUCAGGUCCAGUGUUUUAGUUCAUCUUAGGAAACACUAGCAUUCCCCAAAGUACAUUAAAUAUAAUUGAGAAGUAUGUCAGAAAAUCCGUUUUGGGAGUGUUCAUUGUAGAGGCAAAUUGAUUUUAUUUAGCUAUCAGUUUCCUAUAAUGAUGUUACUAAGAAGUGUCUUCUGUUGGUAAUCACUGACCUCUAGCGGCCGCAUUUGUGUAUAACAUGUCAAAAUGCUUCCUAGCCUUUGUCAAUAACUGCUCAGCUCUUUCUGAAUGGCGCAAAGCUCAAUGUGUUUGUGCAGUUGUUCAUUUGAAUCUCAUGACUGUUUAACUAACCCAUUCCCGUUAGCUUUAGUUGUGUUGGGUUUGUAUCUUUUCCCUUUAAGAUAUAUGCCCCCCCCCCCCAAAUAUGUAGGCCUAUUCUAUGAUAAUUUACUCACCCUUGCAUUCUAUUUAUUUUCUGAACUGCUUUUAGCUUUUGAACACAAAAUAAGAUAUUAUGAAGAAUGUUGGUUUACAGUAGCCAUUGAAUUCCAUAUUAUGGAAAAAUAAAUUAAAAUUAAAAAUAAAAAUACUAUGGAAGUCAAUGGCUACAGUCAGAUGUAGCCAUUAUUCACAAUAUUUUAUUUUGUGUUCAGCAGAAGAAAGAAACUCAUACAAGUUUUGAACUAUCUCUUUAAAUGCACUAAUGCUGUGCAUUAAUAAUGAGGUGAAGGGAGGUGAACAAAAAGGGAGGUCAACAGAUCAAUAAACUGUCUUUGCAUGAGCAUCAACCGGGAGCAUUAACUCAAAAAUGAAAAAUAUGUUUUAUUUUCUCAUCCUCAUGUUGUUCCAAACCCAAUCCAGUUUCAUCAUAUUGAAGAGUCAUAUUGUUUUGAAUGACAGGAGGGUGAGUAAAUGAAACUGUUUCUUUAAAUGAUCACUUCCUGCUUGCAAAUUGUUUUUAAAUGAUUAUGUAAAUGAGGGAAAUUCAGCUGUUUGAAGAACCAGAAGUACCAGUUUGUGUUUAUGUAAACAUUUUUAGUUUUCUUUUUCAGCAUGAUACCAUUAUUUGUUGUUUUUUUCUGGAAAAGAGAAUCCACUUUUGGACUGUAUGUGUUUCUGAGAAGUAUAGUGGGACUCACACAAUUAAAAACCUCAGCUUACAGAUAUUACAUUAUUACAGCUUACAUUAGAGCUCAGCGUGGAUGUUGAGCUCUUGAAAAGGGAAAUUAAGUGCUUAAAGCCCAGAUUGUUUGUCUUCUGGAUUAUUAUGGCUUUAAUCGGUUUCACUUCCUCAAAGAAGGAAAUCAGUAGUUCUUCUAUCACUGAUUCUGGCUCAGCUUCUAAUUCUCAGGGAAAGGUACGUCUACUGUAGUCCGACUGUACAUAGAAUGUCAUUAGGACUCAUUCAUAAUAUCUCAAAUGUUUAGAAUAAAAAACAAAACAAAAAAUACAUUCUUGCCUAAAGUGCUGACAUUUGAAAUUUGUUUCCUAAACUGUACCAAACAGAUGUUUACAUGGUUCUUAUACCUUUGUAUUAUGUGAAUUUUACUAGGCUUUUCAAUGCAUCUUGAUGAAAUCUUGAAAACUGGGAUCAGGCUGUAAUUUGUCCAGAGUUACUGUAGUAAAAGUAGAAAAUCAGGGCUGUCAGAAAGCAUAAUGCCCAGUGUUGUGCAUCAUAGUUGUCACUCUAGGGUCAAUAAGGAUGUACCACAGUAUAUUCAGAAAGAAUGAGAUUUCAGCAGCUAGAGAUCCUGCCAUCACCUCUUUCAAUGUGCCUUUUUUCUCGUUUACUUGCAUGAUUACAUUUGCAUUACUGAGCAGGUCAGAUUUCAUGUGAUUCAGUUGUGUAAUCCUGAAAGGAAGCAGUGUGACGAGCUUUUGUAAACGCUUGUGUCAUUGUGUUUCGGGUGAGGGGUGUUGGUUUAGGGCUUGCUCUUGUAACCCUAUUUUACCUUGCGCUGUUUCUUCUAAGCUGCUUCCUACUGUAUUACUGUACUCUUAACAUCAUGCCUGCCUUCUGAUGUUGCUUACACUACACUUAACAGUAAUAAUAUUUUAUUAUUAGAAUGUAUUAUAUGAAAUGGAAAACCUUGUCUGUGCCUCUUAUUGGCAAUUAUUAUAAGAAUCAAGUUUUUCAGAAAGAAUGCUUCUUUGAAUCAGUAUUUCCUGCAUAAUCCAUUUGUGAUUUAUUUUUUAUCAUAAGAAUGUGCAGGGUUAAGAGAAUAUUGUAUAUUUUCAUUUUAAAUAAAGUUGAAAACUA